Messenger RNA from Orbilia oligospora ATCC 24927, 567 nucleotides. RefSeq lists its product as uncharacterized. The coding region runs from base 1 to 567 and encodes 188 amino acids. The transcript has a single exon. NCBI's taxonomy places the organism in Eukaryota, Fungi, Ascomycota, Orbiliomycetes, Orbiliales, Orbiliaceae. The record is from RefSeq and is a predicted model, not a curated record.
AUGAAGUCAAUCAUCAGCCUCGUCACUCUUGCCAGCGCGGUUUCCGCCGUUGUCAUUCCCUUUAAAGCGAACUCUGACCCAUUCUCCCUCUCUAUCGUCUCAACCUUAGCCGAAUAUAACGGUGCUUUCAUUUCCGGCGCCAUCCAAGGCGAAGCAUACACCGCCGCGACUGUCUCCUCAGAAGCCGAUAAGAACUUUUACUUCGAACAACGCCCCGGCGGCGGAAUCCUCUAUCACAAUAUCCCCAUGUUUGGUUCAUCUUUUGGCGGAGAUCUCGAGCUCUCUUUGGCUGCUACAUUCUCUAAGACGAUUCUUCCCGGUCAACAUCUCAAGCCGAUGACCUUCCAACUAAAACACGAUGCAUCCGGGGUCGCGAUUGUUGACACCGCGAUGGGGUUUGAUAGCGAAGGGUAUCUUACUUAUGGAGGGAAGAGAAAUUUGUGGUACAUUUGCACGAAUGGGAGGAAUAAGAUUAGCGGGGAGAAGUAUACUGCGCUUGAGUUGUUGGUUAGAGCUAAGCCUUUUGAUCCUUCUUGUACUAUGGUUGACAUUGUGAGGGUAUUGUGA